UAACCCGUGUAAACUUUAUGCACUAGUUACUCAGAUCUGCAAGGAUGAGAGUUCUGGCACAGGUUUUUGCGGUCACCGUGAGUAGCCUCUUAACGGUCAUGCUGGGAGCGAGUGUGGGCUAUGUUACCAUCUUAAUUCCCUCCCUAACUGAUCCAAACGAAGAAAUUCGUAUAAACGAAGUGCAAACGUCAUGGAUAAGUUCAGUUUCUUUAAUAGCAUCGCUUAUUGGAAGCAUUGUAUCUGGGGCUACGGAGUACAUAGGAAGAAGAAGGUCCAUGAUCAUUUUAACUGUACCAAUUUUUCUUUCGUGGGUUACGUACUACUUCUCUUCAGAAUUGUGGCACAUUUACACCGCCUUAGUGCUGCUCGGUCUAGUGAACGGAUUAUUUCAAUCCGCAGUAAUGUCUUAUAUUGCUGAAGUGACAGAGCCUCACCUAAGAGGACUGCUGUGUGGAAUCAAUUCUCUGUGUCUGGUAUCUGGAGUGCUCGUAGAAUUUCUUUUAGGUAGUGAGCUGCACUGGCGAAAAGUAGCAUUGGUGACUUGCGGUCUACCAGCUCUAACACUAUGCCUAUUACAAAUACUGCCGGAAAGUCCCUAUUGGCUUUUGCUUCAUAAUAAAUCGGAAAAUGCGUGUAAAAGCCUUGCUUGGUUGAGGGGAUGUACAACAUCGGAACAGGUCAAGGAAGAGUAUCAAGCAAUUGAAACCAGUUUAAAACCCAAACAACCCGAUAACGAAAUGGAUUCAUCCUUAAGAUGGGGAAGCGUGGGGAAGUACACAAGGAAGAGUUUCUUGUGGCCAUUUGCGAUGAUCUGUUGCUUAUUUAUCUGCUGCAACUUCUCCGGUCCACUUACUUUGCAAGUUUAUGGGGUAGUCAUUGUCUCAAACUUAAAGGUUCCCAUAGGCAAAUUCUAUGCGACCUGUUUACUCGGUUCUGCCGAGGUCUUGGGUACGAUAUCGUGCGCCUUCAUUAUACGUUAUUUAGGAAAACGAAUUGCCGGAUUAUCUUCAAUAUUUGGUGUAUUAAUCUGCAAUGUGGCAUUAGGAGUGUAUGCCUACACGAAUAAUAUUGUUCGCUUAGAAUUCAAUGUGGACGAUUCGUUGGUGUCAAGUACGCGGGAUGCAGGUAAAUGGGUCCCCUUGCUAAUUGUGAUGGUGUUCGCGUUCGUUGGCCACUGCGGUUGCAGAAGCCUGGCGUGGAUUCUACUGGGCGAGGUGUUUUCAAGUGAUACACGGACUGUGGGAUGUGGAGUUGCACCAAGUGCCUAUUAUAUAUCUGGAUUUGCAGCGAAUAAGCUUUAUUUGAGCAUGAUUUCGAGACUAACAUUUGCUGGAGUUUACUGGACGUACGCUUGCGUUUGUUUUGUUGGCUUGCUUCUCAUCUAUUUUGCAGUACCGGAAACUGAAGGGAAGACACUGGAUGAUAUAACGAAACACUUUAGCGGGCAAUCAAAGUUAAAUAACAAGAUUAGAAGACAACAAAACGGUGUUGUUUAGUAUACCUACGGAUUGCUAACUUUAGCUGUAGUCAUUUGAAGUAAUCUCUGCCAACCAUCUACAAAAACACCAAGAAACCGCAAUAAAACAACAGAUAAUAGCAUGAGAUGUAUUUGAUGUAACAUGUUUUUGUGUUAAGAGCUCGAAAGAGCAAUUUCACUCUCAUCUUAGAGCUUUCUUGAAACACAGAGCUUAAUUCAA
Molecule: messenger RNA, 1697 nt
Organism: Photinus pyralis (common eastern firefly)
Lineage: Eukaryota; Metazoa; Arthropoda; Insecta; Coleoptera; Lampyridae
Product: facilitated trehalose transporter Tret1-like
Exons: 3
Coding region: 45-1496 (483 amino acids)
Biological process (GO): transmembrane transport
Cellular component (GO): membrane
Molecular function (GO): transmembrane transporter activity
Source: RefSeq, a predicted model, not a curated record